GCGGCAGCGCCAGUUCUUCCACCGGAACGCGGGCAGCACAAGAGUCUUCCCUUCUCUUAACUCAGAUCUUUUCUGAGCGGCUUCGUUGCUGUCUUUCCAAUUUCUCUGUGAAAAUGGCGACCCAGAUGAGUAAGAAGAGAAAGUUUGUGGCCGAUGGAGUGUUUUUCGCCGAGCUAAACGAGGUUUUGACCAGGGAGUUGGCCGAGGAUGGGUACUCCGGUGUCGAGGUUAGAGUCACUCCAAUGCGCACUGAGAUCAUCAUCCGAGCCACCCGCACCCAAAACGUUCUCGGAGAAAAAGGUAGGAGGAUUAGGGAACUCACCUCGGUUGUGCAGAAGCGGUUCAAGUUUCCGGAGAACAGUGUUGAGCUCUAUGCCGAGAAAGUUAACAAUAGAGGGCUUUGUGCUAUUGCCCAAGCCGAGUCUCUUCGUUAUAAGCUACUUGGUGGCCUUGCUGUGCGAAGGGCAUGCUAUGGUGUUCUGAGAUUCGUCAUGGAAAGUGGAGCAAAGGGUUGCGAGGUUAUUGUCAGUGGAAAACUGAGAGCACAGCGUGCAAAGUCUAUGAAGUUUAAAGAUGGAUAUAUGAUAUCUUCGGGUCAACCAGUGAGAGAUUAUAUUGACUCAGCUGUUAGACACGUUCUUCUCAGACAGGGAGUUCUUGGUAUCAAAGUUAAGAUCAUGCUUGAUUGGGAUCCUAAGGGCAAGCAAGGCCCUACCACCCCUCUUCCUGAUGUUGUCGUAAUCCAUUCUCCCAAGGAGGAAGAAGAAAUCGUCCAUAGACCAGCAGCAGCAGUUUUGACCACUGAUAUUGAGGUUCCAGUAGUAGUAGCAGCUUGAGAGGCUCUUUUUUUUUUCUUCUAGAUAUUUAUUCAUGGAAUCAACCAUCAUCAAUUUUGUAUUUUCUGUCCCAAGAUUUCGUUUCAUGUCUCAUUGAUCUGUUGGUUUGAGCCUCCUGACUGCCCAGGUUUCUUUUGGAUAAUCAAACAAAAUGCAUAUGGAGAACAGUUUUUUAUGAUCCCUUAGCCUUUUUA
This is a messenger RNA of Cucurbita pepo subsp. pepo (vegetable marrow), 1030 nucleotides long. Its product is annotated as small ribosomal subunit protein uS3y. Gene Ontology annotation, biological process: translation. Gene Ontology annotation, molecular function: RNA binding; structural constituent of ribosome. Lineage: Eukaryota; Viridiplantae; Streptophyta; Magnoliopsida; Cucurbitales; Cucurbitaceae. The record is from RefSeq and is a predicted model, not a curated record. Gene Ontology annotation, cellular component: nucleus; cytosolic small ribosomal subunit.